Messenger RNA from Candidula unifasciata, 615 nucleotides. NCBI's taxonomy places the organism in Eukaryota, Metazoa, Mollusca, Gastropoda, Stylommatophora, Geomitridae. The record is from the annotation of a GenBank genome assembly.
AUGCCAAUUUUAUUUGCUGUCGUUGCACGGGGGACAACAGUCCUAGCAAAGUUUGCCACCUGUGCUGGUAACUUUACUGAAGUAACGGAACAGAUUUUGAUGAAAAUCCCUCCAGAAAAUUCCAGGCUUACUUAUUCUCAUGGACGCUUCUUAUUCCAUUACAUCACAGAAGACAAGAUUGUGUACAUGUGUAUAACAGAUGAUGAAUUUGACAGAUCUAAGGCAUUCAUGUUUCUAAAAGAAAUUAAACACAGAUUUCAGUCCCAGUAUGGAACAAGAGCCCAGACAGCUUUGCCAUAUGCGAUGAAUAGUGAUUUCUCUAACGUCCUGGCAGCUCAAAUGAAGAUUAUCUCAGAAGAAAAGCCUGAUCAGGUCACAAAAGUCGAGAACCAGGUCGAAGAGCUGAAAGGCAUUAUGGUUCAGAAUAUUGAUCGGUUAGCAGAGCGAGGAGAAAGACUAGAACUGCUGGUUGAUAAAACGGAGGAGCUAAAUGCAAAUUCAGUCUCUUUCAAAAGAACAAGUCGGAACCUGGCUAGAUCCAUGUGGUGGAAAAAUGUCAAGCUUCUUGUUCUUAUUGUUGUUGUUCUCGUAGUAAGUUCUGUUUAUUUCUUUUAG